AUGUUGUCCACACUAUUCAUCUUCGCUUCCGUGCUCACCACUUCCAUCGCUAUUGCUGCUGAGGCCCUUCCCCCCGUCGCCCACGUCACCGACUGCAAUGGCAAAACCUACAUGCUCGACACCACCGGCCAGAACAACGUCCGCGUCAUCACUCAGGACAGAGCAGACGGCUACUACAUCCAGCCUGUCAGCUACCACGUAGACUCAGGCACCACGUGCAAUUUCUACAGCGAAUCAACCCGCGGCGUUGGGUAUCCCAUCGGCAAAUACUAUGGCCCCGUAGACGGAGACUUUGUGGGUGACUGGGCUGCGUUCUACGAGUGCUGGGAUGUGGAGUCUGAGAUUGAGUAUCCUCCUAGGCGGAGAGGGCAGAGUUUCAGAGCUUAA
This is a messenger RNA of Alternaria incomplexa, 387 nucleotides long. RefSeq lists its product as uncharacterized. The coding region runs from base 1 to 387 and encodes 128 amino acids. The record is from RefSeq and is a predicted model, not a curated record. The transcript is spliced from 2 exons. NCBI's taxonomy places the organism in Eukaryota, Fungi, Ascomycota, Dothideomycetes, Pleosporales, Pleosporaceae.